CAACACUGAGGGCGCACGGAUAUCUCGCCUCAGCUGAGUAGGCGACCUCCUACCGACUUACUUCACGUCACCCCGCCCGUCUGCCUGCCGUCUCCUCCCUAAAACCUUUGCUGCGACCAUCCCUCUGAGCGACUCUGGGCUGAGGGGGAGAAAAGAAACUGAGAGAGACAGAGGGGAGAAAGUGUGUGAGAGAGAAAUACAUGCAGACUCCAAACAUCACCUAGACUACCUGCUCCGUCCAGCACAACAAGGAGGAGGACGCACAAGUGCAGGCGCGUCCAUGCGUGCCAACCGAACAAGACAAUAAGCGGGCAAAAGGAACACCAAUCCAAAAAAUUGGACUAAGAGUUCAUCUUGAGAACUCUUUGGAAAAGAGCACAGCUUUUGCUACAAGAACAAAGACAGCCUAAAUGAGUACAUGGUAAGAAGAACCAUGCAUCUCAACAGAGAAGAAGAUAACAGCAAAGGCUCAGUGUCUCUCAGUGUGUUCCUGGUGUCUGUUGCAUCUGUAGUAUGUGCCGUUUGGCUGGUAGCUCUAUGUGGCGUCUGCACCUGGUGUCAACGUAAACUGGGAAAGAGGAAUAAGCCUGGGAUGGAGGCUGCCAGCUCUCCAGAUUCUGUGAGAGGUCGAGGGGAAAAUAAAGCCAUCAACCACAAUGAUUUGGACAGAGACUUUUGGAAUAACAAUGACAGCAGCAACGUGCAACAGAGAUGGAGCUCCUACCCGCCGAAGGAGUUCCUCUUAAACAUGUCUCCCUAUGCUCCCUACGGAGACCCUCGCCUCACGCCCAAUGGGGCCGUGGAUAAGGGUGGGCAGUGUGGUGCUGGACCCUCAUCGGGGGCCAGUGACAGCGGGGGUGGUUCUUGCUCUGGGGCAGGGCCCAGUCGCAGUGACAGCAUUCGAAGCAUGGUGACGGGGGGCAGCAAGGCCGGUCGCUGGCAGAAGGUCCAGAGCCACAUGCAUGCCGGAGGCCUACGGUUUGGCAAUUUCGGGGACGCUUCCCUCUCGUCUGCUUCCACCCUGGAGCACAUCCCGUCCUCGGCCGUGGCGCGCCCUCGGCCUCUGGUCCGGCAGCAGAGCCUCCAACAGCCCCUCACUCACCAGCCCCCUCCGGGCCCAAACGACCCCCCAGUCACCUCACAGAGCCUGGGCCAGCUGCACACAGGCCCAGGUGGCGGGGGACACCGCGGGGGCCCGCGCGGGGUCCGGGGGAGUCCGGCUGGAACCUCCCGGCACAGAGGAGCAGGGACAGGUCGAUCGAGGUCAAAUCCUGGCAGCUGGGAUCACAUGGUGGAGCAGAUCCGCCACAGAGGGCUGGAUGUCAAGUCGUUCUUUGAGGGGAAGAUGGUUGUUCUAUCUCUAGCAAUCGGGCUGGCUGAACAGGAUGAUUUCGCCAACCUCCCAGAUCUCCAGGAAGCUCCAGCAAGCAUAGAGAACGAAACCACACCAGAAAAGAGGACUCCGGGUAACAAACCAGGCAGCAGCCCCAGAGGUCAGACCCCAGACGAGACCGGACGUCGCCACGAUGCCAACUCCUCUGUUUCUGACUUGGCCAACUCCGUCACCAGUGACAUGCUCAUGUUGUCUCCAGGUUCGGAGGAUGAUGACCACGAGGGUCAAGUCUGUGAGAAGCUGGGUCGUAUUCAGUUCAGCGUUGGAUACAGUUUUCAGGACUCCACCCUCACUGUCAAAGUUCUCAAGGGCCAGGAUUUGCCUGCUAAGGACUUUUCUGGCACCUCUGAUCCGUUUGUCAAACUCUACCUGCUGCCAGACAAGAAGCACAAACUGGAGACCAAAGUCAAGAGGAAGAAUCUGAACCCCCACUGGAAUGAAACCUUCCUGUUUGAAGGAUUCCCCUAUGAGAAGGUGGUCCAGAGGACUCUAUACCUACAGGUUCUCGACUACGACCGCUUCAGCAGGAAUGACCCCAUUGGAGAGGUGUCCAUCCCCCUCAACAAACUGGACCUGGCCAACAUGCAGACUUUCUGGAAGGAGCUGAAUCCAUGUAGCGAUGGCAGCGGGAGUCGAGGGGAUCUGCUGGUGUCUCUGUGCUACAACCCCACAGCCAACACCAUCACUGUGAGCAUCAUUAAAGCACGCAACCUCAAAGCCAUGGACAUUGGAGGCACUUCUGACCCCUAUGUAAAAGUGUGGUUGAUGCACAAGGACAAGCGUGUGGAGAAGAAGAAGACGGUGGUAAUGAAGCGCUGUCUAAACCCUGUUUUCAACGAGUCCUUCCCCUUUGACGUGCCUGCUCACGUGCUGAGAGAGACCACCAUAAUUAUCACCGUCAUGGACAAGGACAGGCUCAGUCGCAAUGAUGUCAUUGGAAAGAUUUAUCUUUCAUGGAAGAGCGGCCCAGCAGAGGUAAAACACUGGAAAGACAUGAUGGGUCGUCCUCGUAAUCCUGUGUCCCAGUGGCAUGCUCUCAAGGCCUGAGGGACCCAAGGACCAACCUGCCUACAGUGUUUUCCCCUCAGAAUUCAGCAUCAGCCCCUUCCCUUAGCACAUAUCCCCCAUAUUUCCUAACUGCAGUGUUGGGCUGCAGACAAUGUGUGUCAUCUCUUUGUUCUCAGGCCUCUUUGAUAUUCUCCGCCCUCAGUCAUCCCUAAAAUUUCACCCUUGUCAAGUUCCGAUUCCCACCUGACCCUUGUCUCAUCUCUUUUGUCAGAACUUAAAAAUGUCUUUGAUGUCUUUCCUCACUUCCUCCUUGUGACCUUUUUCAAUGAGAUUUUUCUUCAAGAUCAUUCUCAGUCUUUCCUUCACCUUGUCAACCAUUCCCAGUGUUCAACAACAGAGCAGUACCUCUUGCCACCCCUGACUAAAAACUACCAACCAAAAACGUAUCAAACUAAUAUUCCAACAAUUCUCUGUGGCGGCAAGACGUGUGCGUGUGAAUGGCACUGACCUGUGCAACCCAUUUAUUCACCUACAUAUGGUGUUGCAGUGAGGAAUCUUCCACUCUGCUCCUCGCCUCUUCGUUCAAGUCCUCUUCCGUUACGUCACUAUUCCUGCAUACCUUUAUUAAAAUGCCUGAAAAAUCAGGAAAACCGACACAGGCAAUGGAAGAGUGAUGGGCUGUAUUUUAAAUUAAUUUUUAAGUGGAAUUGGACUCUGUCACUCAACUCAUGUUUGAUCUUUUUCACUUUUCACUCUUUCUCUGGCACCACUGUAAUAAUUCUUCCUUGGCUGGAACCCUUUGUCGUCUGUGCGUGCUGUGGGUGAUGUGCUGUAACCCCAAAUGAAGUUCUUCGACAAAAAAAAAAAAAAGGAUAUGAACAUGAACGUUUAACGAUGGUCCAAUAGGGCAAGUGUAAAAAAAAGAAAUAUGUUCCAAUUUUUUUUUUUUUUUUUAAGAAAUCCCAAUAGACAGAAAAAAAUGAGUAACGUGAUUAAUGUUGUGUUUUCUUUUUGGAUUUUCAAAAGAACUUACAGAAUCAACCUGUUCUUCCAGACACAGAAAAUAAGCAAAAAGCCAGCUUCCAUGUGUGUGUGUGUGUGUGUGUGUGUCUGUCUGUCUGUCUGUCUGUCUGUCUGUCUGUAAAUAAGGGAGUAUUUUGCACAGCUAAAUAAGACUGUAGACUAUAAGACUAAGAAAUUGUUGAAAACAGCUCUUGAUAACGAUAAUGAAAAUAAGGUAUUGUUAGAAUUUGUGGUGUUGAAGUUAGCUGAAGACGUGGGGAGGUCACUGAUGUUAAAGGAUCAGUCCACCCAAAUCACAGACACAUAUACAGUAUUUACUAACAUACUCCUAGUGGUAUUAAGCCAGGCAGAUAGUUUCAGAUGUAUUUGUGGUGGGUUUGAUCUGCUGAAAUCACUGCUGCCACCCCAAAUACAAAGGAGAUAAAUAGGAUUUUUAUUGUGGGGCUCACUACAUUAAAAAACUCCACAGCAGCUUGUCUCUCCAGAAAUAAUGUUCAGGUUAAUUGCAUAAUCCAAAAAACCCUCAGUGAAUGGUUUUACAUUGGGACUGGGAGAAAUCGGUGAAAGCUGCUGACAACAACACCUAUCCCAAAAACAUUGAUUAUGAAACUUCCUGCGUAGCUUGAUAUCACUUGGGCUAAUUGUUCUUGUUCUCAUGACAUAAAAACCUAACUCUCAUGUUAUGUUUUUUUUUUCAACCACAUCUCACAGUUUUCCUCAGCAGAUGGAGUUUGCAGUUGAGUCCAAGAUGACCUGGUGGUAAACAGACUGCUCCCCUCCCACCCCCCACUCCCCACCCUCCCACUUGCACACAGUGGCCUUGCACCAAUACGCACCAAGGCCAAGACAUCUGUGAUGGCGCCAAAACACCCUGAGGAAAAUUAAAUCAUUGAAAGCAAGGACCGCACUGCACCGCCCCACAACUGGUUAGUUUUGAUGCGGUGCCACUUUGUGCAAGCCAGGAGGAGGACCCUGAGAUGCAGUCAAAAUGGAAAAGCUAGAAAGUGGACCUUUAGUUUAGAUUUCUUUUGCCAAAAUACACGCAAUCAUUUGUGAUUUGGGUAAACUGACAAUUUAUGAACGUGGGUAUUAAAUGACUUUGUUAUGAUUACAGAUAGUAAUAUGUUAAGUAAUCAGAGGUAGAUGAAAUAAAUAAUAAAAUAAAAACGCACUAUGCCUGUCACCCACAUUACAAUGUGUUUAUCUGCUGCAUAAAUUUGUGCAUUAAACCGGGAAUAGGCAUUACAGAAUACUAUAAGCCUUUUUUGUUUUUCAUUUUUACAGAGCACUAUGAGUCCAAGGAUAAUAUUAGACAUGAUAUUUAGUUUGUUUUUUGGGGGGUUGAACUAAGUACAAGUCAGUCUUACAGUUGUUUGCUUGAAUCUGACCUCCUCCAUGUCCCAUAUAGACAUUUAUGAAACAAAUGAGAGUAAUAAUAUCUGGGGGUAAAGUCUUUUUACAUUCCAUUGUUCGUUUUUGUCUUUGUGUGUGUAUGUGUGUGUGUGUGUCAAUAUUUGAACUUUAGUUUGUGUGAUUGUAUUUCCUGUGAGUCCCUCUGUGUGUGUAUAUAUAUAUCUGCACUGAGUUCUAUUUUGCCAGUUUAAUACAGAACAACAUUGUUUACCGUUUUUAUUCUGUAUGAAACAAUCCAGAUGUACAAAAAAAAUAUAUGUUUUUUUAAAAGUCGUCACUUCUUUAAGAAUCACUGCACUUGUUGACGAUGAUGCUGGAACAAACCUCUCUUCAUAGCGGGGUUAUUUUCUUCGGGUGUGGUAUGACGUAAAUCUGUUAUACAUGAGGUGAGAGUGAAGGUCAAAGGGGAAAUGUCACAAACAAGCUUUACAACAGAUGGAUAAAAACCUGUUUUCUUUGACCAUCAUACAUCAUUUUUUAUUUCAGACGGAAGCAGCUUCCAACAUUUUGUCCUAUCUGUCCUUCCGAUCUGAUUCACCAAGACCAAAAAAUGAAGGGUGGCACCUUAACAUCACAGCUGACGUGCCCCAAAACACCCCCGUCGUGCACACAUGCUUUCUGGCACAAAGUGUUCUGUGUGCCUUAUAAACCCUGCCACGCCUUUGCUCUUCACCAUAUGUGCUCCCUCUCCAAGUGUCAGGGAGGGGGGGAGGAAAAAAAAGGUGAGACAGGAGAUAAUCAUCACCUCUUUGCAUCACUGUUAGCUACAUCUCAGGUCAGAGCAUCGGAAGAUCCCAAAAUAACCAGGAACACAGUCAGCUGUCUGUCCUGAUGGCCCUGUGUGUGAAACAAGGCAUUAUUUACAGUAUUUACAUUCCAAAAGCUUAUUGAAAGUCACUUUAUCAAUGCAACUUGAAUAUUGGUUGAAUAACAGUCAGGGUUUGGUGUAUUUUAGUUUUAAGAAAUCAAACUAGAUUGUGUCAGUCUACACUCUUCACUGGCCAAAUACCAUAAACAUAUAUAGAUUUUACUGGAGAAGCUCACAUUUCUGAUUUAGGGCAUUCUCUUGGGGGACUGCUUGAUACAAAGAGAGGUUAACCAGCAACAUUUUAAUUUAUAUACUGUACAAAUGAUUGUGAAGUGUCCUGUAUGAAAAAAAGAAAUAAGAAAAUCAUCAGUAUUUACUGGGGUUGUUGAUAUCUGUCUGUCCUUGGUAUCACUCAGCCCCAUCUUUCAGUCCCUUUUCUCUUUGUAGUUACACAUCUGUAGGGUGCACAAUGUUAAAUAUCAACCAUUUAUUUUUUUGAAAUUUGUACAGUGUAUAUAAAAAUAUAAAUGUGUAUAUAAAACAAAGAUACUUCUGGUA
Molecule: messenger RNA, 6203 nt
Organism: Perca fluviatilis (European perch)
Lineage: Eukaryota; Metazoa; Chordata; Actinopteri; Perciformes; Percidae
Gene: syt7b
Product: synaptotagmin VIIb
Exons: 13
Coding region: 419-2440 (673 amino acids)
Biological process (GO): regulation of calcium ion-dependent exocytosis; vesicle fusion; regulation of dopamine secretion
Cellular component (GO): membrane; axon; synaptic vesicle
Molecular function (GO): SNARE binding; phosphatidylserine binding; clathrin binding
Source: RefSeq, a predicted model, not a curated record